AAAUAAAAGUGAGAUUCAAAAAUAGGCCUCUAGUGAAACGAAAUUUGAAGCCUGCGUAAGACUAGCCACUAGAUCUAGUAACUUAGUAAUAGUAAGUAAAAGACAAGAUUUAGAUCUAGAUCUAGUUCUAGAUCUAUCUUCUAUGUCUGUGGUCUACAAAAGUUUUAAAAAUCAGCAAGGAAAGAAAAAUUUUAACAGCUGAAAUAACUAGAGUACAGUGCAAUGGAGGAAACAACGUUGCUUUUCCGCCACCUGCCUUCUGCUCUGUCCCCAGAGGAGCGGAAGGAUCUCCUUCAUUAUCUUGGGGCAACACAAGUCAAAAUUAUGGGAAAGACUGGACCAAUGAAAAAUACAGGAUUUGCUGUGUUUGCAAGUAAAGAGCAGGCCACUAAGGUUUUGAACCAGCUUCACCAGGUUGAGUUUCUAGGAUCAAAGCUUGUGGUUGAGUUUGCUAAACAGAAACAGCCCAACCUGCCUUCAGUGGUGGAUAGUGAAGGGGUCAGAUGUAAAACAGAGGAAGAUGAUCCAAGCAUAGCCUCAGAUACUAAACAGCCACCACCAGAACCUAAAGAAAUCAAAUUUGAUACUACCUUCAACGUCUGGGGGUUAAAACACCCUCGCAGGCCAGAUCUUCGUUAUUUGUAUCCCCCACCCACCCCUUCAAUCCUAAGAAACAUAAUGAACACUCUAGCAGCUGUGCCCAAGUUUUAUGUUCAGGUUCUUCACCUGAUGAAUAAGAUGGAUCUUCCUGCUCCAUUUGGUGCUGUCACUAUCACCCCACCUUUACAUCCAGAUGUACUGGAGUACCAGAUAUCAGAUGAUGUUGACCAGAGAGAGAUGGACAUUUCUAGCGAGUCGGAAUCUGAGAUUGAAAGUGAUGCUGACAGCAUGCAAAGGGUAAAGGUAGAUAAUUCUGCUAAAAGACCCCAUCGUUUAAACAAGAAAAGGCCCAGUAAACGUCCAAAGCUGUCUGACCUACAAGACAGUGGUUUACCUGUUGUAUCUACCACACCCGUCCAAGUGUCUGAUGUCUUUGAGCAAAGCACCGGCGCUGGAACCAAGAAAAUUGAACUGAAAAUUCCAUCUACAAUUUUACCACCUGUCACCACUCUACCCCAGGCGGACCCAGUACAUAACUCUGGUGUCCCCCCUACAGACUCAACCCAGGUCAAUAAUGACCUGAAUACAAACUUGUUAGUUAGUCAGCGCCUUACUUCAGGAAUUCUGCUCGACACAGGUGAGAAAGUUGAAGAUACCAAACAGUAUCACUCAGAUACAGCAUUUCCACCUGUCCACCCCUCCACCGAUAUGGCUGACACACCUGAGGACAGUGGAUCUUAUGAUGUCCCUCUGCCACCUAAUUACUCAACAGAUCAGGCCCCACCCACAGCUCCUGUUGUAGUUGGAGGAUUUGGUAUUAUUCAACCUGUUCAAAAACCUGUAGAUAAAGAUGAUACACAAGAAAGUGCUGAAAGAGAAUGGACAAAAUCAAAAUUUAUUUCUUCAUCAGAAUUAAGAAAAUCAAGAUUGUCACAUUCUGAAAUGAAAGAGUUGAGUGUAUUUAAAAGAUACAAUGAAGGCGAGCCUUCUUGUCGUCUCUACAUUAAAAAUCUGGCCAAAACAGUUGAUGAGGAGGACCUUCAUUGGGUGUAUGGCCGCUAUGUUGACUGGGAUAAUGACAUUGAAAAAAAUAUAUUUGACAUACGCCUGAUGAAGGAGGGACGCAUGAAGGGUCAAGCUUUUGUUACUCUCCCCUCAGAGAAAGUCUCAGUCACUGCCCUUAAAGACACCAAUGGUUUUAUUCUUAAAGACAAGCCUAUUGUGGUUCAAUUCGCCAGGUCAGCUAAAGCUCACGAAGAAGAUACAGGCAAACACUAAAGGGAGACAAAACAAACAGCGAGGGAAUUAUCUGAUUUUUUUUACUACUUUGUUAUUUUGCUAUGUAAAUAAAAUACAAUACAUACAAGUUUAUGUAUAAUUUUA
Messenger RNA from Physella acuta, 1983 nucleotides. Its product is annotated as RNA-binding region-containing protein 3. Gene Ontology annotation, molecular function: pre-mRNA intronic binding; U12 snRNA binding; protein binding. Gene Ontology annotation, biological process: mRNA splicing, via spliceosome. The record is from RefSeq and is a predicted model, not a curated record. NCBI's taxonomy places the organism in Eukaryota, Metazoa, Mollusca, Gastropoda, Physidae. Gene Ontology annotation, cellular component: U12-type spliceosomal complex.